Cooperia oncophora is the source of this 906-nucleotide messenger RNA. NCBI's taxonomy places the organism in Eukaryota, Metazoa, Nematoda, Chromadorea, Rhabditida, Trichostrongylidae. The record is from the annotation of a GenBank genome assembly.
AUGGACCUCGAAACGAGGGUCAAAGCCUACCGCUUCGUCGCCUAUUCGGCUGUCACGUUUUCUGUCGUCGCUGUUCUAUCAGUAUGUGUCACUUUACCUAUGGUAUAUAACUAUGUCCAUCAUGUGAAACGAACUAUGCACAAUGAAAUCAAUUUUUGUAAGGGCUCAGCGAAAGAUAUCUGGACAGAAGUGCACAAUUUAAAGAGCUUACCUGUAGCUAACAAUCGUACGGCACGUCAGGCCGGAUACGGAGACGCCGCAGUAACCGGUGGGGCUCAACAAGGAGGUUCAUGUGAAGCGUGCUGCCUUCCAGGCCCACCUGGACCGGCGGGUACCCCUGGCAAGCCGGGUCGACCCGGCAAACCUGGUGCUCCAGGUCUACCCGGAAAUCCUGGGCGACCUCCUCAGCAACCAUGCGAACCCAUCACUCCACCUCCAUGUAAGCCUUGUCCACAAGGACCACCAGGACCGCCUGGUCCUCCAGGAUUACCAGGAGAUGCUGGACCACCAGGGCAACCUGGACUUCCUGGACAAGACGCGCCGCCUGGAGAACCUGGACCCAAGGGUCCACCCGGACCCGCUGGAAACCCUGGACCACCUGGAGCACCUGGAGAGCCCGGAAUACCUGCACAAUCAGAGCCGCUUGUUCCCGGAGAGCCUGGACCACCAGGAGAGCCAGGACCACAAGGUCCUCCUGGUCCUCCCGGUCAACCUGGAAGUGAUGGGGCACCUGGUCAGCCGGGACCAAAAGGUCCCAGCGGUCCUGAUGGUCAGCCAGGAGCAGAUGGGAACCCAGGAGCACCAGGACCCGCCGGCCCUCCAGGACAACCGGGCGAACGCGGUAUCUGUCCCAAGUACUGUGCAAUCGACGGAGGAGUCUUCUUCGAAGAUGGAACGCGACGCUGA